This is a messenger RNA of Gilbertella persicaria, 1025 nucleotides long. RefSeq lists its product as uncharacterized. NCBI's taxonomy places the organism in Eukaryota, Fungi, Mucoromycota, Mucoromycetes, Mucorales, Choanephoraceae. Bases 179 to 991 code for a protein of 270 amino acids. The record is from RefSeq and is a predicted model, not a curated record. The transcript is spliced from 2 exons.
AAAAAAAAAAAACUUUUUCUUCUUUCUUUCUCUCUCUCUUUUCUUCUUGUCAUCUCAACAUACACACUAUGCAAAAUCACUUCAUGAACCAAGCUGAGGCCUUUCAUAUUAACCCCUAUAUGUAUCUUUGCGAUAAAUUCACAAGGUAAAAGAUUUAAGAUUUUUUUUUCAAAUAAGAAUGCAGCAUUUACAUAUUAUGAAAAGCCCAACUUCAUUGGAAAAGGAUGUGUAUAUCUCUCCAAAGGAUUGCCAGAAGAGAAGAAACAGCCACCUUUUUCGUCAUCUUAAGAACACCAAGAGAACCAGGAAAUCGAAAAAGAUUAUAUUGGGCAAACCAUGCAAUGGCAAACAGAAAAUGAGCCUGCAAGAGCUGAAAGCAUUGAGCCGACAGAUUAAGCCUUUGUCGGCAGCAUCCGAUGCUUCCAAUAAAUUGAAGCCCCGCGACUUGCCUGUUUGUUCUUCCUACCAUCAUCAGGACGAAGAGAAGAGAAGCAUUGCGAUGCUUAGUCGAUGUCUGAGAGAAAACAUGUAUAGAGCUAAAUCGAGAAUGCUGGACAGUCUAAAGAAAUCAGAUGCGCCUCAAGAUGCCCAAAUUUAUAAAAUUCUCAUCAGUAAAUCCACGGGCUGUGAAGGUACAACUCCUGAUUUGGGCAACAGCGAUAAUGAGGAUGACUGCAGUAGUGUAAGCACUCUAUCUUCUCUUCAGUUUCGAUUGAUGGCAGAUGAAGCAGGCAAAGUUUCUGUCGUCUUGUCUGACCCUUCCCAACAGCAGGAUAACAAUGACAGCUGUGGAUUCAUGCCAGUGUAUACCCCUCCUAUGAUGAACGUCUUUCAAAAUCCUUGGUCAGUUCAAGAGAAAGACAACAAUUAUGAUGUGACUGAAGAUCAGAUAAACUCUUGGUUGCAACGCGGUGGUCAUGACGAUAGUAUGAGCCUAAUUACUAUGGCGACAGAUCAAGAACUGGCUGAUUUGUUAGAUUUUGAUAUGUAACCAUCCGCACGCACAUACAUUUAUAUAUAUAUAU